UGCAUCAUGAAUACUCUGUGUGAAGCAAAUGGCUCCUUUGCCAUUAAUCUCUUAAAGAUCCUGUGUCAAAACAGCCCUUCGGAAAAUGUGUGUUACUCUCCUAUGAGCAUCUCCUCUGCUCUAGCUAUGGUCCUCUUGGGGGCCAAGGGAGACACUGCAGUCCAGAUAACUCAGGCACUUGGUUUCAACACAGAGGAAGACAUACAUCAAGGCUUCCAGGGGCUUCUCAGUAACCUGAACAAGUCCAACAAAAAGUACUUGCUUAGAAUGGCCAACAGGCUCUUUGCAGGGAACACCUAUGAAUUUCUGUCUACCUUCAGGGAGUCCUGUCUUCAGCUCUAUCACUCAGAGAUGGAGCAACUUUCCUUUGUCAAGGCUCCAGAGGAGUCCAGGAAACACAUAAACAUGUGGGUCUCCAAGCAGACUGAAGGGAAAAUUCCAGAGUUGCUGCCGGGAGGCUCCAUUGAUUCAGAGACCAGGCUGGUUCUUGUCAAUGCCUUAUAUUUCAAAGGAAGGUGGCAAAAACAGUUUCACAAAGAAAGCACCAGUGAAAUGCCCUUUAAAAUAAACCAGAAGGAGAAACGGCCAGUGCAGAUGAUGUGCAGGGAGGACACUUUUAACCUCGCCUAUGUGGAUGAAAUACAGGCACAGGUGCUGGUGAUGCCUUAUGAGGACAUGGAGCUGAGCAUGGUGGUCCUGCUCCCAGAUGAUGGUGUGGACCUCGGCAAGGUGGAAAACAAUCUCACUUUUGAGAAGUUAACAGCCUGGACCAGACCAGACUUCAUGAAGAGUACUGAGGUUGAGGUUUUCCUUCCAAAGUUUAAACUGCAAGAGGAUUAUGACAUGGAGUCCGUGCUUCAAUGCUUGGGAAUGGUGGAUGUCUUCCAUGGGGGCAAGGCUGACUUAUCAGGAAUGUCUCCAGAGAGAGACCUGUGUCUGUCCAAGUGUGUUCACAAGAGUGUUGUGGAGGUCAACGAAGAAGGCACCGAGGCUGCAGCAUCGGUCAUGGUAACUGUAGUCAGUUUAUCAUGUUCUUAUGUGCCACAGUUCUGUGCAGACCACCCCUUCCUUUUCUUCAUCAGGCACAACAAAACCAAUAGCCUCCUCUUCUGCGGCAGGUUCUCAUCCCCGUAA
This is a messenger RNA of Mesocricetus auratus (golden hamster), 1134 nucleotides long. RefSeq names its product serpin B9-like. The record is from RefSeq and is a predicted model, not a curated record. The transcript has 6 exons. Gene Ontology annotation, biological process: negative regulation of endopeptidase activity. Lineage: Eukaryota; Metazoa; Chordata; Mammalia; Rodentia; Cricetidae. Gene Ontology annotation, cellular component: cytoplasm. Bases 7 to 1134 code for a protein of 375 amino acids. Gene Ontology annotation, molecular function: serine-type endopeptidase inhibitor activity.